AUGGAAACGGAUGAAAAUGUUGCACCCAACGGCGACGUUUUUCUUCACCGUUUGAAGCAAUUAACCGAAGAGGAAAUGAAACUGCUAGAAUCACAAAAUACGCGUAUUGUCCAUGAAGCUAAAGCAGCGAAACUCGACAGAGAGGCUAAGAGACACUGGGAUAUAUUUUAUAAAAGAAAUGAAACAAAGUUCUUUCGCGACCGCCAUUGGACGACACGUGAGUUUCAAGAGUUGAUAAAUUUUGAUUCGGAGCAACAAAUCAUAUUUCUAGAACUGGGAUGUGGAGUAGGAAACAUGAUAUUUCCAUUAUUAGAGGAAGGUUUCUCCAACUUUUAUUUCUACGCAUGUGACUUUUCACCACGUGCAAUCGAUUUUGUAAAGUCAAAUAAAUUAUAUAACGAAUGUCGUGUAAAAGCUUUUUGUGCAGAUCUCACGACAGAUGAUAUUUUCGAGAAUAUUUGUGAGAAUGUGGCAGAUAUAGCUAGUUUAAUAUUUGUGUUAUCUGCAAUUAAUCCAAGCAUGUGGGCGCAAGUGGCUAGCGUUGCAUUUAAAGCCUUGAAGCCGGGUGGGGUCCUAUUAUUCAGAGAUUAUGGAAGAUACGAUAUGGCCCAAUUAAGGUUUAAACCUGGACAUAAAAUAUCUGAGAAUUUCUACAUGAGACAGGAUGGUACUCGGUCUUAUUAUUUUACUGAAGAAGAGUUGGCCAAUCUUUUCACCCAAGCUGGAUUUGAAAUACUUUCAAAUACCUAUGUGCAGCGGAGAACUGUGAAUUUCAAAGAAGGCAUUGAUGUUCCAAGAAUUUUUGUUCAGGGAAAGUACAAGAAGCCUGAAGCUAAAGAUGUGGCAAGAGCUUAG
Molecule: messenger RNA, 855 nt
Organism: Pieris macdunnoughi
Lineage: Eukaryota; Metazoa; Arthropoda; Insecta; Lepidoptera; Pieridae
Source: the annotation of a GenBank genome assembly